Molecule: messenger RNA, 777 nt
Organism: Abrus precatorius (Indian licorice)
Lineage: Eukaryota; Viridiplantae; Streptophyta; Magnoliopsida; Fabales; Fabaceae
Product: inactive protein RESTRICTED TEV MOVEMENT 2-like
Exons: 2
Coding region: 1-777 (258 amino acids)
Source: RefSeq, a predicted model, not a curated record
AUGGCACAAAUGGAUCCAAGGAGACAUGAUGCAUCUGCAGCUGAUCGUGUCUAUGAAGAUUUUGAACCAUCUUAUGAAUGGACUCAAGAUGAACAAAGUGACGUCCUCAUUCUUAUGCUACGAGGAUUUAUAAGGGAGAAUUUGAAGGUUCAAAUAAGCUCAAACCGUAUACUAAAGAUCAGAGGUGAACAACAGAUCAGUGACAACAAAUGGAGCAGAUUUAACAAAGAAUUCACCAUUCCUCCUCAUUCUAAUCCCAAUGGGAUCAAAGCAAAGUUAGUAGGUGGCCUACUAUAUAUAACCCUUGCCAAAAGCAACACUGAAGUUAAGCCAGUAACAAAAUCACCAGUACAUGAGGCACCAAAUCAUGAAGCUGGUGAUAGGGCUAAGCCAAUGGAGGACAGAACAGAAGCGAAACAUGAAAGCACUGAGGCACCAAGACAAGAGGAACCAAAGGCAAGUGAAGUUUCUCAAAAGAAAUCACAGAAGGAGAAGGAACAACCAAGUUAUGAUGAUAGUGUUGUUCAGAAUAGGGCCAAGGCUACAACCCAUGAAGCUAAAGAAAUGCAUGAAACAAUUGGUGGGUUGGUUAAGGGUGGCGAGAAGAAGGCUGACAAAAGGUUACCUACAACACUUUCUGGUUUGGUUGUGGAAAUUAUUGAGCAAAAGAAACUGGCUAACUUGCUGGUAAUAAUCUUUCUUAUCUUGGUUAUGGGGAUUUGUGUUAAAAAUGCAAUCAAAGCUACUUUUGGAGGAUCAAGCAUUCAAGAGUUUUAA